Messenger RNA from Caenorhabditis briggsae, 3867 nucleotides. It is a transcript of the gene Cbr-ifta-1, whose product is annotated as Protein CBR-IFTA-1. Gene Ontology annotation, biological process: non-motile cilium assembly; protein localization to cilium; intraciliary retrograde transport. The record is from RefSeq and is a predicted model, not a curated record. Gene Ontology annotation, molecular function: protein binding. Gene Ontology annotation, cellular component: non-motile cilium; intraciliary transport particle A. Bases 1 to 3867 code for a protein of 1288 amino acids. Lineage: Eukaryota; Metazoa; Nematoda; Chromadorea; Rhabditida; Rhabditidae. The transcript has 24 exons.
AUGACUCUGCUUCUGAAUGCAAUGGCAAACUAUAAUGAAAAGACGAUAUCCAAAUUGUACAUGUGUGUUUUUCGGAAGGUAUGUUUUAUUCAUCUGCUUUUUUCAAAAUUGUUUUCUUUUCAGUUCAAUAUGGGUCUUCCCGAAAACGCACAACUUCAUUUUUCGGAAUGGAAUCACAACAGUAAUUAUAUUGCGUGUGGAGGGGCAUUGGGCACAUUGAGAGUCGUCAAAAUAAGUUUAGACGCCACGGAACCAAAACAGCAUCCUAGCAACACUGUGUUGAACGUCAAUCAGACCUUGGAAGGGCAUCAAGUAGGCAAGCUCUUUUUCUCAGCUACUGUCAUGAAUGCGACAUGGAACGAGAACAACCAAAAACUGACCACGAGCGACACCUCUGGUCUUAUAAUCGUUUGGGGAUUGUUCAAUGAGCAAUGGGUCGAGGAAAUGAUCAAUAAUAGGUUGGCUCCAAUUGUUAAAACGUUUGAUAACAAUGAGAAAUAUUCCAGAAAUAAAAGUGUCGUCGUUGGAAUAUGCUGGAAUUGCGACGGAACAAAAAUCGCGAUAGCAUAUGCCGACGGAAAUGUGAUAGUUGGCACACUGGAGGGCAACCGCAUAUGGAACAAAGAGUUGGAGAUAACUUUGGCGUCUUGUGAAUGGGCGCCCGAUGGCGACAUGCUCAUAUUUGGCACUGCAGAAGGAAAAGUGUGCGUGUUUGAUGAAAAUGGAAAUCACUAUGUGAGUGUUUUGGAUAUCACAAUGCACUGUUUGGAAAGCGAGGAUUUGGAGCAAGCAUUGGCAAAGAAAGAGAACCAAAAAGAGGAAAUCGUUUGCAUGAAAUACUGGAGUCCAACUUUAAAAUCCAAAGCAAUUAUGGAUGAGUUGGAAAGAGAAUGGGAAAGAGAAUUGGAAAAAGAGAAGGAGGUCACUGGCACUGAUGUGUUCACUAAUUAUCCCAGAAAACCAGCCAAGGAGUAUGUGGAGCCGGAACGGAGCCCGGAGCCUUACCAGCCAGUACCACCGGAUCGUCCGCGAUUUAUGGUCGCGUAUGCAAGAGGAAUGAUUCAAUUGAUGAGAAAUUUAGCCGAUCCAGAGCCGAUCGUUGUUCGUCUCACAAACGUGCGCAUCACUGGCGCUAAAUGGUCACCCAACGGAGCGUUCAUUGCAAUUUGUGGGUCUGAAGCUGAUAAAGACGAUCCACGUCAUUCGAAUAUUCACUUCUUAUCUGCUUAUGGACAUAAAGUUGGAUUUUUCCAACACUUUGAAACUAGAAUCACUGGAAUCUCCUGGGAGUCUACUGGCCUCAGAAUGUCAAUUGCUGCUGAUGGGAAUCUAUUCAUCGGUCAUAUUCGACCAGAGUUUAAGUGGGGCGCAAUGGAAGAGACGAUUGUCUACGCAUAUCAAAAGGAAGAGUUGUAUCAGUAUGGAAUCAUGUUCUAUGAUUACGCAAUUGAUGAAAGAACUAUCAAAACUCUCACCUAUUUCGAGCAUAUGGCAUUCUUCAAAGACCACUGUGUUUUAAUCAAUCGUCAGGAGGAACCAGGAAUACCAACGUACUUCUGUCAACUCUGCAACAACAUUGGCACUUCACUAGACUACAGUGUAACAACUGUGAAGCCGAUGUUUGUAUGUGUCAACGGAAUGUGUGCAGUGAUUGCCUGCGAGGAUCGUUACUUCAUUUGGCAUUUUGUACUUCCAAAAACCAACACGGUUCAGGCUGGAAUUCAUAUUCCAGGAAAAUCUGCCGAGUAUCUUCUUGAAGAACAACAAAGAGCAAUUGAGUAUGGAACUAAACGUUUGUUGGGUAGCAGUGAUACGAUUUGUGCAAUUUGUAUUGGCGACACGUUCUUUUUGAUGGCCCUUGAAGCUGGUGGCAUCUAUAGAGUAAACCUCUCGGAUGGUGUUAUCACUACAAGUUAUCCGGUUUCUGCAAGUGUGGAUUCUAUGAAAAUAAAUUGCGAUUAUACACGACUCGCAGUUGUGAAGCUUGUGGAGCAAACUCCAUUCUCCAUGAUAAUAUUCGAUUUUGCUGGUGAUGAGCUAAGAAAAACGUAUUCCUGCGAGAAGAAAGAUGUCUGGGAUUAUAGCUGGGACCACAACGACCCGGCUCUUCUCGCAUUCAAAGACAAACAUAAACUGUUCAUUUGCGAUGGUAGCUCAAUUUUCGAGCAAUCAACAAUUACUGGUGGUAUCGUUUGUUUCCGAAAUUUGGUUGUGACCACUGUGAAUCUGGAGAGAAUGCUUAUUACACCUGAAAAUCCAGUGAAGUCUUGUGUACAAGAAGUGAUGAUUAGAGCCAAACAGGAAGUCACCAAUCUUUUGAAUGCGAUGAAAUUGGAUGAAGCUAUUGACUAUGCAGAGAGAAGUCCUCAUGCAGAAUUAUGGGCCAUGAUUUCUGCAUAUGCAGUUUUCAAGCAUAAAUUCGACUGUGCAGAGCACGCAUUUGUGAAACUCGGCGACUAUGCUGGAGUGCAAUUUGUAAAGAAAGUUAGAACGAUUCCAUCGAACGAUUUAAGAAACGCCGAAAUUUUUGCAUGGAGAGAUCAGUUGGAAGAAGCUAAAGCGCUUUUCAUGCAAUGUGAUAGAAAAGACUUGGCCAUCGAAAUGUAUCGCAAACUUGGGGACUAUAACGCAAUUUAUGAGAUGAUAAGACACGAUGAGACUGUUGACGAGGAGUUGCAGCAUGAAGUGUACAAAGAGAUCGGACGACAUAACUACGAAAAUAUGGAAUGGGACGAAGCUGGAAAAUGGUUCUCAUUGUGCAACGAAAUGGCUCUUCAUAUUGAUUGUUUGAUCAGAGGUAAUAACUUCGGAGAACUUGAGGUGCUUGCAAGAUCUCUGGAAGAUGACAGUGAAUUUAUGGAGAUUAUUGGAGACGCAUUUACUACUCGUGGUAUGUGUGACCAAGCUGUUGAAUGCUUUCUGAGACAGAAUAAUCCAAAGAAAGCUCUAAAUACUUGUAUGCAAUUGAACCAAUGGCACAAAGCACAAUUUAUCGCCGAUGCAAACCACAUGGAGAAUGUUGAAGGAUUGUUGGGAAGAUAUGCAGUUGAGAUGAAAGCAGAAAGCGACGAAAAGUCUAUCAACGCACUUUCUCUCUACAUGCGAGCCGGAAGAUACUUGGACGCCGCGAAAAUUGCGUUCGAUAUUGCAAACGACAGAAAAGACAAGUACGUGCCGUAUGAAGAGUUGAAGCAGUGCUAUGUGCUUGGAGCGAUUCUAGUGGAGAAUCAUCGGCAGACAAUUAAAGAAUUGAAAAAAAUUGAUAAGCACAACAUUUUAGAAGACGCGUUAGAUGAUGAAUCUGGACUAACUGCAGAACAAUCUAGAAUCAUGGAGAACACUUGGCGAGGAGCAGAGGCUUUUCAUUUUAUGAUGCUCGCACAGGGACACUUUUUUGAUAACCGAAUUGAGGAUGCACUUCAGACAUCUGUCAUACUAUCCGACUAUGAAGAAUUUCUUGACCCCGCUGAAGUUUAUUCAAUGAUCGCAUUGGCUGCUGCCAACGUUCACCAGUUUGGAAUUUGUUCAAAAGCUAUGAUGCGUCUGGAGGCAUUUGAAGAGUUCGAUGAGGAAGAGAGGACAGAAAUGCAGAAUUUAUCUUUUAGAUUAUUCUCAGAAUAUCCACCAGUGAAUCCAAAUGGCGCUAAAAUUACCUGCACAGCUUGUGAAGCAAGAAUCGACCCAUACGAUUUACAGUGUCCAGAUUGCCAUACAAAGUUCCCUGUUUGCAUCGCUUCAGGAAGACUGAUUCUGGAUCACGUCUUCUGGCUAUGUCCAAGAUGCAAACACCGCGCCCACCAGCACGAAAUAAUGAAAUACAGCUACUGUCCGUUGUGUCAUGAUACCGAAUCGUUUAAAUCAAACUAG